ACCACAUGCAAUGUCACCGAGUGCUGUGUUUGGCGCCUGUCCGAUCCCCUGCAACAACAAAAUUGAGUUCCAGAGCCUUGUAAAAUCUGCAAGUUCCAUGCAAUGUCGGACCUAGAGGUUUCGGCGCAUGGUUGGGGGGAUCCCUCGGCCCCCGCGCAAACUCCACUGGAAUGGGGCCAGACGGACAGCGCCCGUUCUUCGCUCAGGAAGCGGGAUCGCCCCAUGAGCUUUGACGCAGGUUCGCUGCAUCUGUCUGAGGGAAACCCUCAGUAUUCUUGGGGGGAGCAAUUCUUGAGUUUCUUUCCAGAAGGGGGCAAUGGGAAUGCAGUAGGUGAGGGGGGACUCCAAUUUGAGGGGUUGGCAAUCAACCAGAAUCAGGGGUUCGGAAUCAAUGGAAGUGAGGGGCUCAACUCUUUGUUGGCGGACAGUGCGGAUAGUUCGGAAUGCAUGGAGCGUCUGCAAUUGCAGGAUGGGCCGUAUGAGCAGGGCGCCUAUGAGCAAGACCCGGGUGCUUAUGGCGAGCCAGCUUACGAACAAGCCAUCUAUGACCACACGGCAAGUAGAAACGACUUUGGCGAGGGUCUGCAAGAGCAAGUCCCGGACAUUUUGGCGCAGCUCGGCGUCCCUGGUUCCGGUCCAAGCACCGACGCCGACUCCCUCCUCCUAGAGGAUGUGCCCCCUCUUCCUUCGACAGCUGUCGGUUCGAUUGCUCCCGCCUCGCCAGCUGUCCCCGCCCGCAAUGUGCCGCAGUCAGCCUCAAAAGUGAUGACGUCAGCAGAGAUCCAGGACGCUUACGUUCAGAGCUGGGGUGGGCAGAAUCUCAGGAAGGAGCCGAGCGGGGGCCAGAGACAAAGUCCCAGCCUAGUUGGCGCCAACGAGAAGGCGGGAGAAAAGCCAAAGCCUCCCGGCGAGAAGGGCCAGGAGUGGUCGGUCAACGGCGCAAAGACUCAGGCCGCGAGCAUCAUCCGGGACUUGUUUCGCCGUCCCGAGGCAAAGCGCCAGGCGGUCGUCGUAGAGGGGGGCCGCGUCGGAUUUCUCGAGAAGGCGGUGAGCCGCUUGCCGGCCCGAAACCCUAAACCCUCCAAACCCUCCGACGUCUCCGGGCCCGCAAGGAGCACCUCCGGCCCGUCCGUCUCCGACACGGGCAGCGGGGGGUCGUUUUUGCAGCCGGACGCAACCCCCCUUGUGCCGCCGCCCCGCACAUUCUCUGACUCUCCCGAGUUUUCUCGAGCGGACUCCUCACAGAAAGGUGCUGGGGAGUCAAAGGAGGAUGCAAUUGCGGACACAAUGCGGCGAGUGGGUGAACGCGUCGCGGGGGUGCUUGCGGGGGAGUUGGAUGCAAACCUGCCGCAGUAUGAUGCAACAGCAAACGGAGAGGCGGCAGAGCUCGCCUCAAGAAUGGGUGGCGCAUCGGAAACCGUUUCUGGUGAGGGUGGGGCGUCGGACUUGGGUCCAGGAUUGGGAGGGGUAAAAGGAAGGGAGGACUUUGGGCCUGGAAUGGCGGAAAUGGAAAGUAGGUCAGCGUUGCCGGACCUGACGACAGCGGCAGGACUGGAGUGGUUGCUGGAGGACGAGCCAGAGUUGCGGGGCAACGGGGGCGGGAAUGCGGCGGGGAUGGCCGCUGAGGUCAGCCCCGCUGACGUCAGCCCCGAGCUGUGGCUCCCCGGCUUUGCGGAAUGGCUGGCAAAGGAGAAAGGGGCCGGCGGGGCAAGUAGAGAAGCGGGGUCGUUGGGGGCUGCUGGCUUGGCAAAACCGUUGGCAGGAAUGACUUUGCAGUCAGAACCUGCCCCCUCGACUCCCCCACAAUCGCUCCACCGCCUGUGGGUGGAGCUCCCCCCCGCCCAUCUCCGCUCUGAUUCGUUCCGGACGUUUCGGACUGCGUACCGGGAGGAGGUCCGGCGGCUGCGGUGCUGGACGGCGACGUAUGUCGGAGAGGGCCUCCUGCCGCUCAUAAGCGACCGGCACUUCGGCAUAUGCAAUGCACUGCCUGGCAUUCAGCAUCGUCAGGCGAGGAUGAUGUUCACGAAAGGCGCGCUGUGGGGUGCUUUCGUCACUGGCACGCUGGACAGCGCGAGCCCGUGCGACCUGUACUACGCGCGGCACGACAGCCAGCGCGAGUUCAAGGAGGGGCCGCUGCAAAAGCUGGCCAACCUGUCCAAGGGCAUGCAACAUAAGAUGCUCAACAUCGUAUACCUUAUGGAGGACCUCAAGGACGAAGCUACAUACGGCCCCGACCUUUACCGCCUCUACGGCGCACUCCAUAAGUCCGGCGGCCUCGCCCUCCCUCCCCCCGUGCGCGGUCACGCGUACCACCAAAUCUCCUUCCCCGAGCUCACGGACCCAAAACCGCCGUCCCCGUCACAGGGGGGUGAAUCCUCCGGCAAAAGCAACCCCCUGGACGCGGACGACGUGGAGUUGAUCAAGUUUGAGGAGAAGCCGCUGUUCAACCCGUGUACGUUAUUGCCCAACGGUCAUUUGGCGCCUUGGGGGUCGUUCUGGUUUAAUAAGAAGCGGCUCCUUGCGACGGGAAAGGGUUUGCAGGAAGCGGGAGAGCGGGGGAGGCAACUUGUACAGGGUCUCGCGCAACAAACAUUGAGCGCCCACGUGAAACGUUACGACUGUCUCGCAUCCGGCGGGAUGCCAACCCUAGAAAAGUACCUGGAUUUCGCCAGGUAUGACAUGGGGAUUGCGACCGGUUUGGGCCUCGCGUUUUGCGCGAUCGGGCAAGGGUUAGCGGAUGCCGGUCAAUGGGAACCAACCGAGGUUGCGCUAACCAAGCUGUUUGAGAAGAUUGCGAAGGCGCUGACGCUGACCAGCGAGAUCUACCGGGUCAUGACCGAUCUGAGGACGUAUCAAGACGACCUGGUGCACUGUCGGCUUAACGCCGUGGCAAUCCGCAUGCGGGAGGCUCUUUGUAGCAACAAGGAGGCGACCGACUUCCUCAUCGCCAAAGUGGCGCUCGACGUCGAGGCGUUGGAGUCGGAGAUCUUGGCGCGCGCGUUGACGGACCUGUUUUCCCGCGCAUGCUGGCGGCUCAUAUUCGACGUGUGUCGCGGCAGCGUGGCUAGGUUUCUGGCAACGGAGCAUGACCAAUGUGUGGAGGUCUUGUUUCACGAUGCAUAAUGGAUGUCGAAUGGAUGGUCAAAGUUGGUUAGCCGAGUGUAAAACGCACUUGCAAAAGCACGUGGCAAUAGGAAGCGCUUAGGCUGUUCCUCGCAUAAUCUACUCAUACAAGCCUCUGAUAAAUGUGUCCCCUUUGUCGAACUUGACGAGCUAGGUCGCAUGUGAGUUAAGGAGACGCCAUCUUGGACUGGAUUACAUCGGUGUCGAGCAAUGUGAGUGAAAUUGUGCUAGCUUGUUUGCGCAUGCACCAAAUUCUUUUAGCAAGUGUAGUGUCAAGCCACCGUACUCGUUCGUUAAUUGGCAAGAAUCAUAACCGCCGAAAGAGAAGCACC
Messenger RNA from Klebsormidium nitens, 3455 nucleotides. NCBI's taxonomy places the organism in Eukaryota, Viridiplantae, Streptophyta, Klebsormidiophyceae, Klebsormidiales, Klebsormidiaceae. The record is from the annotation of a GenBank genome assembly.